AUGGCGCCUCCGGAGAGCAGAUCAGCCAGAGGCAGACGCCCAGCCCGCAGCCCGCUCAGGGCGCACUCGCUGUCAAGCCUGGCUGGACGGAAGAACGGGGGGCGUAGGACACCCAGGGGCCCCUCCCAGCACGUCCCUCAGACGGAAAGGGCCCAGGCGGCCCGAGACCACGAGGAGUGUCUGAGUGCUCGGUGGCUCAGUCAGUCCUGA
This is a messenger RNA of Rangifer tarandus platyrhynchus (Svalbard reindeer), 210 nucleotides long. The record is from the annotation of a GenBank genome assembly. Lineage: Eukaryota; Metazoa; Chordata; Mammalia; Artiodactyla; Cervidae.